This is a messenger RNA of Lactuca saligna, 396 nucleotides long. NCBI's taxonomy places the organism in Eukaryota, Viridiplantae, Streptophyta, Magnoliopsida, Asterales, Asteraceae. The record is from the annotation of a GenBank genome assembly.
AUGCGAGAUGUUGUGAUCACUGAUAUUCCCAAGAUACAGACUACAACAUUUGUUACUAUUGAUCCAAAGAAUUUCUUGAUAGUGGGUUCACUUUCUAAAGCUAUGUUAUCUUGGGUUCCUACUGAUCAUCCUAUCAUUGUGAAAUAUUUUACUACACUUUCUAAAGGCGAUGUUGGUUUAAAUUCAAUUAAUGAAGAAGAAAUUGCAAAGAAUAAAGUAAAAAGUUCUAAGCAAAAAGGGAAAAUGAUCAUGUCUAAGAAAUCUACAAAGAAAAACAGGAAAAAGUUGACUCAACUUGUUAUUGAAGAUGACUUAAGCGAGCAUACUCUUGAUCGUACUAAAAAGGAUUCCACUAUUGACAAUGAAGAAGAUUCUGCGAACAUUGGGCUAAAAUAA